UUCAGAUACUCCAUUUGUGCUUGCGGGAAAGCCGCCGAACCAGGGUGAAGAGUUCGCGGUUUGUGUCUGCAUCUGGAGAUUAUGCUUUGGCUGUUACUACGUGCGGUUUUCUGCCCACCUUUACAUACACCGAAGAGUUAUGGUGGUAGUUGGAGGGAGGGAAGUUAAAUGAUCAUUUAUAAUUUCAAAGGAAUGGGCUCUUGUUUCAGCUAUUGCUGUAAAGAGCAAAACAAGCGAUCUAGGCAUGUCAAACCGGCCGGUUACUUCGAUACGUCGAGCCUCAUCGAAUUCGAAACACUUAUUGAUGAGCAGUCAUCUAGCGAGCCCAAAAGUUUGCAAAGCCUGGAACUUCCUGUGGCCAAAUUUCAUGCACCAGAUGAAAGUUGCUGCAACUGCAGCUCGGAGUUGCAGCUUUAUCACUUGAAUUUUGAAGAACUGUCUGCAUCAGAUGAUGAUCUUUUGACCUUGUCUGGCUUGAGUGACGAUGAUGAAAGCAUCAUUAUUAAGAAGCUGGCCUUUCACCAAGAGGAUGCCUUGGAACUGGAAGAAGAGGCCAAAGCACAGCCAGACACUGUCGAAGCACCUCCAAUUUCUGCAGGCCAAAGGGUUGUCAUGCGAUCGAACCUUGCUAAGGAGGACAACUGGACAGGCGCAGAUCACAAUGCUUGGGCACUUGCGGGGGAGGAGGAAAUCCUGAAUGCUGCAAAGCUGCGGUGCCAAGGACACCUACCCAGCUGCCCCCAAUUUCAGACAAAGGCGUGGGACAAGGAGCGAGAGCGGCUGAACAGCAGCCCCCACUCUUCACUUGACUUAGAGUGGGAGAAUGAAGUUGGGUUAACACCACCACAGCGAUGUGCAUCUGCUGCCGAUGAUGAAUUCGUGUAUGUCCCUGGUGUGGACACCUGCAGCAACCACUCGACUCCUCUGUCAAAUGAAAAUGACCUUGAAUGGGAUGGCGACCUCUCAAGUGUCCAGAUCGGAGGCUUUGACAUGGAAACAGAACAGCUGAUCUCAGAAAUUGAACAGAUGACGGUAGAUGCCCUGAAAGAACCCUCGGGUGCUUCCAGAUGACCAUCUGUGCACCAUCUAGACAGGUGCGCCUGUUGAGGACUGUCUACUGUUUUUUCUUGUGUGUGUGCCUGUGUGUGUGUUUAUGUGUGUGUGCAGUGGCACACACUGCUUGCAGUUAUGCUUGGGUUCAUCUCCUUUGAACAUCGCACUGUGGUUGUACUAUUUGCAUGAGCACAGUAGCCGACAGUUUACCAGGCUAGCACAGUGGGUCCAAAGUUAUUUGACUAGCCUGAUGCAGUGCAACUUUGAUCUGAAGCGUAGUCGUCCUUGUAAAAUUUUAAGGAUGUGAAUAUGCUCUGCUUAGCCUAAAAGUUAUUUGUGAACUGCAUUGCACCUCCUGUGCUCAUUUUGUGUCACCUAGCUUGUCACUAAUUGGUUUGUGGUGGAAAGGAUUGCUUUAUCGGUGUGUGCUAAAAAGGCCAGCAGUAGUUAAAACCAAGAAAAACAGAGGGGCUUUUUAGUGGCUUACAUGAGGGAAAAAGUUGAUUUUUAUUACUGUUACAUUGCAGGCAAACUUUUUAAAAGCUGCAUUGUACAUCACGUGCAGUGAACCACCAGUUGAGCUACAGCAGUGGCUGCAUUCCCUUCUGUGUUUGAGUGCAGAUCAGUGUGUAAAAAUGUGUAUAGUGCCUUGAGAGUGUUAGGUCAUGCUGUUCCUAACCAUAGUGGCAGAUAUUACCCGUUCUCACUACCCUCAUUUCUUCACAGCUCAUGGCAUAGUGAGCUUCAGAUAAUGCAGUCUUGGUUCUAUAGUUGCCAUAAUGUGUCACCCACCAGUCUGCUCUUAAAUGGGGCCACAGUCCACACAACACUCGCCAUUCAGUCGAGUGUUCUACACUUGUUGCCACGGUCAGGAGUAACAUUGGUUAUCACUUCUGAGGCUAGUAUGCAUAAUCUUGCACAUCUAUUAUUGAAUCAUGUGAAAGGAGAAACAGCUAUUGCCUUAGCUGAACCAGUGGAACAUUGCACACCAAUAUGCAGAAGUUUUGGGUUUGGGCUACAUAGGCGGUGUGCUUUCUUAAAAGCACCACAAGUUCAUUGUGGUUUUCUUUGUUUCAGGGGCUGUUGGCCUUUUCAGUAUAUCACAUAAAGCCCUCAUUGCCCACAACAUUUCUUACAGUGUACUCUGUGAAAACAUAAUAGAUCAAGAUCAAGCAAAGUAAAGAAAAAAAAAGUUAAUACUUGUGUGGGUCUAAUGGACCCAGAAUGCACUGAGGUGUUAAGGAUCUUACUGUGAUCUGCUUUACCUUUUAUAUUCAUAGGAGUGUUUUUGUUCAUUAAGACAGCAUGCAGCCAUAUUUUCCAGAACAUUUGCCCAUGUGCCGGGGCGUAGCACAUGAAUAAAGUGGUGUGCCUAUCUGUACUGCUUCCAGAGCAUUCCGCUUAGCAAUUUUCUUCACGGUUGUUUCAUUAUAGCCAUGUCUUGUGUUGUAGUGAGACCAUAAGCCACUUUCUGGCUACUGAACCCACACAUUGUAAAUUCCUUGUGUGGCCAGGGCUAGACUGAUACAAGACUCAACAUGGCAGAGCUUGAGGCACAUGGUUCUUUUGAUAUUCAACAGUACCUUUGAAAAUUUGCAGGCAACAUGCCCAUUGUAUUUUUUUUUUUUCUUUCAGAAAAACAUUUUGCAGUAGACUUCUUUUUUUUUUUCUCGGGUAGCAGCCCAUCUUUCAGUGCUCAGAGAAAGUUGCCAUUAGGGAAUUAAGUGGAUUCUGACCCUGCCUGCCUUCACAUCGCAUCUUGAGCAAAAGUGCAUUGCACCAUUUGUGAACAUAGGGCCUCAACCAUCUAGCAUUCUCUGCUACAUAAAUUUGCCAGGGUCAGUUUUCCGACUUCCAACUUCUUGCUGUACCACUGAAUCACAAAAGUAAAAGGUAUAGAAGGCAAGCACAAAGGUAACAUGUAAGAGUACCUGCUGUGCAGUGCACACACAAGUGUUGCUCAGCGAGAUUUAAAAAAAACUAAACAAAAAAAAAACUUUCUGCAAAAAAAAAAGAAAAAAAAGACCAUAGCAAGUUGUUACCAUUCUUUGCACCGAGAGCAUGAACGGGUGGCUGCUGGAAAAGUUGUGAUAUAGCAGGGUAUGCAUACAUAAGCCAUCUACUACAGUUAAAUGUAAGAUUUGCAAAUCUCUAACGCCUGACCUGAUGGGUGUAUGGGUGCUAGAGAUUACGGUGCAUAAGAUGAUGCAGUCGUCUUCUGGCAUGGCUUCACCACUGGCGGGAGUUGACUCUGCACUCAAAGUACCAGAGCCCAUUGUAAUUUCUAAUUUCUGACAAAAAGGUUCGUGACUUUAUGUUGGUGCUUUAGUGUUGCGAUAUUUAGUACACUAGUAUAUGUUGAUGUUUUCUUUUUUUAAGUUACCCCAACUUACAAAUUGAAAAGAAUGUUUCAACUCAUAUGCAAGUCAGCCGACACUUACAAUGACAACCCAUUCUUGUCUUUCGGUGUCAUGAAGGGAAGAGAGGUAAACAUCUAUUAGGGUGUGUGUAUGCCUGUAAUUGCCGCAGAUGUAUGCCUGUAGUAUUACCAGUGCAACUGCCUCUGUGAGCAUCCUCUCAUCGCCAUGUAGCAGCAUUACUAAGGCCACAGUCCUCUUACAUAGCACUUGGCUAUUCUAGGCCCCCUCAAAACGCUUGUGUAGGGAGAAACGUUUCCACUACUACUUCUCUUAGCUUUGUGAAAGUCUACAGUCUACUCAUACGAAUUAGUGCAAAUCAAAGUAGAAGAGUUUACUGCAAUGUAAAACUAGUAGCUUCUAACUUGAAAUAAUAUGGCUCUUUGCUUUCUUAUCACCUAUGAUAGCAGUUUAUUGAAGUUCGUCUGCUAUUUUCAUUCUUAUCAUUUAUUACCAUAAUUAAUUUCCACUUUUAUUCAGACAUAUACUAUGUCACACAGUGCUGUUUUGUUUCGUGUGUAGCGAAUUGGGCUUGAGAGUGCUUUGAAAGUGUGGCACUUAACUGUCAUAAAAAAAUUGUUCGUCUGAACUGUUGCUCAUGCGUUUAAAGGGACACUAAAGGAAAAUGUUAAAUCAAGCUACAUUGAAAGAGUAGGCUUCUGUAAUAACGAAUUCGUCAUUCGUAAUGAAAACAGAACUUUUUGUAAGCGAGAAAGUGACUAUGAUGGAAAAUCGGAGUGACGCCACCUGUUGUGGGCUACAGUGCCACUCAUGUGUGACCUCUGCACUGCUGAUUCACAGAGAGCAGCUGCUAUGCCCACUGGAAGAGGCAUCACUUUUUCUGUUUACAACCGCGUUGUAGUGCACGUUAAAGAACCCCAGGUGGUCGAAAUUAAUCCGGAGCCCUCCACUACGGCAUGCCUCAUAGUCAGAACUGGUUUUGGCACGUAAAAUCCCGAGAAUCAAUCAAUCUGUUUACAACCGUCACCCCUGAGGUGGCAACCACCCUCGCUCACUCUGGCCCUUUGGCUCAGGCAACUGUAUCCGGCAUCCUGAACCCAAGCAGAGCUGCAGAGUGACUCACGCAAGCAGAACACCUGCAGCCACCAAGCUUUGUAUAUAGAGCUAAAUAAAGAGCUUCUAGAAAACAACAGCAGCAUAGAGGAAGCUCACGUGGAGAUUACAUCAACUGCCCCAUUUUGGUGUGGGCUGUUCAGAUUCAGUAGCAGCAGCAGGAACUUCGGCGGCAAUUUACGCAACAAAUUGAUGUAUUGGCACACAAAAAAUAAUAAUAGACUUCUAGACGAAUUCUCUAUCGAGCUAGUUCAACUUAAUAUUUUCCUUAAAUGGUCCCUAUAACGUAUAAGUUCUGAUCAAGAUGUCCUUUGUGACAAAAACAAAUCAGAUGGACGUUUUGUUAAAGUUGCUCAGCUGUAUAUAUGUUUUAAUGUUCCUUCUCAGAAAUUAUUCAAACAUACCAUGCAUUUCCUUUUAUGUGGAACACUUUUUUUUUUUUUAAGAAGCGAUCAUGUCUAGACCCUUGCUGUUUUUGCUGAUUAACUACAAAGCUAGGUAGACAUCAUCAGCAAGAACAUUUUCUAUGAUAAUUUUGCAAAUUAUUGAAAAUGUGCUAAUUAACUUUUUUUAACUACUACUCACUUUAGAACACAUGUAAUUGUGAAAUUGAAGCCAAAGAGUAAAGUCAUCUCUGCUUAGCAGAAAUGCUGUGGCUAGCACCACAUUUAAAAUCUACUACCUUGAAGUGUGCUACGAAAUACAUCCCUAUAAGUGUGCUUCUAAAAGUUGGGAUGAUUUUAACUUAAACGCUGAGGCAUUUUUUUAGCAGAUUUUGUGUACGGAUCUCUUGAAAGUGGUGAUACCUUUAAUAUUUCUGCUUAGCAGGCGUGACCUCACUACUCCUCUGCUUCAAUUUUGCAAAUGUGUGUGCCUUAACGUAAGUAAUUAAAAACUGAAUUAGCACAUUUUAGGUAAUUAACAACUCUCUUUUUUUUUUUUGCUUGUGUCCACCUAGCCACGUAGCCUAUCUGCAAUAAUGGCAGGGGCCUAGAUGUGAUAGUUUGUUUUAAAAUGAAGUGUUCCAUAUAAAAAAACGCCUGGUAUAUUGGUUUGUGUUUGUGGAACUCCACACUAGCCUUUGUGAGAAAAAACUUUUUAACCACUCCAAAUGCCAGUAUCAAAAAUAUUGCCUCCUUUUUAUACUCUUUGCAUGAUCACUAAUUAUUGUGUGAAUCCCUAACAUGUCUAUACCAUCUUGCUUUUUUUGGGGCCAUGUGUCGAUUUUAUUUUUGGUUUCUUAUAAGUUGGGUGUAGAUUAUGUCACUCAAUUAGACAUGAGAGCGCAGUUUAACAAGGGGGCUGCUGAGAAUGUGCCAUGCCACAUAAUUCUGAAGAAAUUAGUGACUUACAGAUCAUGUAUUCUUUUCAUUAUCUUAUAGUAGAAUAUGAAGAAUGAUAUUUAUGCAUAGACACUUUGCAGUGAACAGUUUGGUGCAACUAAAAUCAGGUGUCACCACUGUGCACUUUCAUCCGUGGGUGGCCUUGUGUGAAGCCAAAAUGCAUUGUUAGUGGCAGCCAUGUGCAGGGUGCAUACCACUGUCAAACACACAGCACCUUUAGUGAGAAAGUAUGGCAAGGUAAAAAAAAAAAAAUUAAAUGCACCAUCAUUGGGUGUUAAAACACUGAUGGGCUCAUCAGUGCACAGAGCUUGUCUGUGUGCGGACACAAGCCUUUUCAGCAUUUAAACUAGUACUUACUCUUAUGCCCUAAAUUGCACAAUUGCAAACAACAAGAAAAACAACUGAGAAUCAGCUGAAUCACCAACGGUAUCAGUUAAGUACUGUGAACUACAUGGCAAAAUAUGGUGAAUUUUACACAUUAAAAUGGAAAAACAGUACAUGGAACAAGUGGCAGUACUCAGAAAUGCAGUUGCUUUUAAACCAUUGAGCUAAUUUGCUGUCGCUGUUAACCAUAUUAUGAUGCUUGCUAGUUUUUUCAAACUGUCAAGUUUGUAGUUUCAUUGAUACAGCUCUGAGAGCGACAUUUCAGAGUACUCUCUGUGUGCACAAGUGCUCCAUAUGAUAUGUGCAUAGUGCCGGAUACAAGCUUUUGAAAGACCCUACACAGCUUUCUUAGUUAGCCACAAUGUCAGUGCAGUUUGAAGAGAUGGCAGAUAAGACAGUCAAGCUUGAAGCAAAGCUGAUUGGAUGGGAGCAUAUGCACUAGCAGCAUGGGAAACGCUCCAGAAGUGGAAAAUACGGUCACAUUAUUGCGCAUACCAGGUUGCAUGGGUACAUUCCUUGAUGGGAAAUUAAGGUGCAUACUCCUGAACAAGACUAUGAAACAUCAGUCCAUAUUGUCAGCCAUGAAAUUGCAAUUUUUUUUACUAUUGCAUGUUUUGAGCAUGAUCAAUUUUGUACUGCCACCCAUUCAUGCUCAGGUAAUUUGCUGUUCUGCAACCAGCCUUUCAAAACACAAGGCCACUCAUGCUGGCACACCCAAAGGACCAAAUAUAGAAGUCCCAAGCUGUAGCACUGCAAGGUGUCUGUAGUAAUUGGUACUCCAAGGAAAAUAUUUUCAGUCGACUACAGCUGUAGUGAAAUACCUGACUCAUGCUUGAUUUAUGCUGUAUAGCGGUAUUCUUUUCUUUUGUCCUUCAUGAUGUGAACAGUACUAGGAUUGGCAAGGAUAGUGAUUCUACUGCCUUGUACAAAUUACUGGAACGAUGUAGCUGGAUUCUGCAUUUAAAUUUAUGAUUUAUGCAUACUGGCACUCCUCUUCACAAAUGUAGCUGUGCCUGCCCUUGUACUAUGGUGCAAGAUAUAUACUCUUUAGGUGGGGACACUUCUCGGCUUGCUUGCUAGACGCGAUCGAACCAGAUAAAGUAGCAAGGGCACGCGUCUAUCGGGCCAGUGACGGCAGUGGACACCUAUCGGCGGGACGGCGCAACUUCAGUUAGAACGCAGGCGAGAGCUUGCAUGGACAAGGAGCGCGCGCAUGCCCUCUCCCCCACAUUCUCCCCUCUCCCCGGUGACCUACUUUGGCGCGUCACUCAAUCAUUUCGGAUUUCCCGCGAAGCGCCGGUUGCUAUACUAACGGAAGAUUAAACCAAUAAAAAGUUUUCUGUGGUAAAGUUGCGUCGUACCGUCGAUAAGUAUCCGCUGCCGUCACCGGGCCGAUCGGCGCGUGCCUUUGCUACUUUUAUCUGGUCGAUCGUGUCUCGCGAGUGUCCUCACCUAAAGAGUAUAUAUCUUACACCGUGCCUUGUACACACAGCAACACUUAAAUUGUAUUGCUCAAAAUUUCUUUUAUAAAUAAGUCUUAAAAAUGUUAUAAAUAUAUAUAUAGUCUUUUUUUUUUGUGCAACGUAUCAAUGUAGAGUACAUUGAAAGCUCCCACUUCGGGUUACCAUUCUGUAGUCACUGAAAUACCCAUAGUCUGUUUUUUAGUACAGCCUUAUUCUAAGCUUCGGCAUUUGACAUAAAAUGCAUCUUGAAGGUAGUGUUAAAUAUGCUAACCCUUGAAUUGAGAAUUUUUGAAAUACUAAGAAACAUAGUCCAGCUCCUUGCUUCAGUGGUUAGUUCUACUGAUUGUAGCCCGUAAAACAUGCAUGUGGUGUUGGGAGUGCUUUGCAAUGCAAGCUGUAAUAUUUCACUCUUAUACAGGCAAUACCAAGCUUAUCGCAAAGCAAUUGCCAUAUUCAGCAAAACAGCAAUAUCUGGUUUCAUUGAUCAGACCAAGAAAUUAGUGAACAAAUACUCAAGUAGCCAGAACAUUCACGAGUGCUUUUUGUCACACUAACAGGGCAGCUGAGCUGAAUUUUGCAAUGGUCCAUGAAGUUAACUAUAACAGCAAACAUGAAUGAUGCACUUAAAAUCAGAAAUAUUAGGGCCAGGAAAAGGUUUUACACUGUUUUGUACACUUCUCUUGAUAGUGCGUUCUAUUCUAGCCAAAGAAGUGUGCAGCACUUAACUUUUCUGGCCAUGCAAGUCUAAUGAAUGCUGUCAGAUCAGAAACACAUGUGACACUUAAUAGUUUGUGCUUUCUCUGUGAGCAUCCUAAAGCACUUGGGUGCUCUUGGCAAAAUGGCCUUGGUUGUGGCAUUCAGCUUCAAAGGGAAGCUUUUUCAAAAGCAUGGCAUCUGUAAUUGUUCCUAAAAAAUUUUUAUUUCUAAGUGUGUUAGCAGUAUUUCUUUCUCUCAUUUUACUUUUUUUUAAAUAAGAUCUGUAGUUUGUAUUGUUUUUGUAAUUAAAGUCACGUGAAAUAAUUUUCCGUGGCUUUCUUUUCCAUAGUGCAGUUUCCCUCUCUCUGUCCUUGUUUCCCUCUUUAUGAAAUUUACUACAGUCUUGUUGCCAUUAUGUUGCCAUAACUGCAUUAAGUAUGGUACAAAUACAAGUUCUGCUUGCUUGGCUUUAUGUUAGGCUGUAAUGAAAUUUUGAGGCGUAGUAGUCUGUUAAAAGAGUGCAGCCCUUUCCUCCCACCGUGAUCAAUAACAAGGAAGAUGCUAUGCGAGCUGUGCUAGAACAUCAUGGUGUACUGGCACACUCCAUUUAAAGUGUUGUGUUGUGAGCAGUAAUUCUUUGUGUCUGUAGUGUAAUGUGCAUGCCGUAAUUGCCAACAAGGUUACCAUAGGUGCAUCAGACUGGGCGUCAGUCUUGACAGAUCAUGUGGAUUGCAGUGUAAUGACAGUGGUACCUUAGUGCAGAUGUAGUUUUAUGGCAUAAAAUUGUGUGUAGGUGUCAGCCUGUAAGUGUCCUGUGUGAACCCUUUGCACUGGGAAAGGGUGUCGUAGAGGUUGCUGUGCUAGUGCAGUUCACACUUAUGUUGACGUCUAGUCGUGAUUUUGUGAUGCAGAGCGCAUCUGUGUAUGUGCACUCUAGGCACCCUCAGUAUUUAAACAAUCUUUAGGUAGGAGAGGUGGCAGGGUCCAUUAUUGUGAAUGCAAAUCACGAGAGAGGGCAACAAAGCUUAAGGGGUGAAAGUCGUUAGGUUCUGUUCGGUUGGCUUUAGACUGGCUGGGGACAUUAGAGCAAUUUAAUGACAGUAGUAACUGUACUACAGAGAUAAUUAGGUUGGACAACUGCAGAGGGCAUUGGAGCCAACGUUUGUCAGAGGGCAAAUGGAGGCAACAAAAUCUCUACUUUUGAGUGCAUUCUACCAGCCCUUGAGCAUGGAAAUUCCCAUUGUCCUGCAUUACACUUUGCAUAUACCUCUCCAAGUGCACUCAGGGGCCAGCUUUCCGUGUGGCAUGCAAGAGAGCAACAAAAGGGCUUUCGCAAACUGGCAAGUGCAAGUGUGCCUUGCCACAGGUGUGCUUCUGAAAGACUAGAAGCUUCGGCCUGUGCAUGCUGGCCUCCGGCAGAGGCAAAUUGCAGCAACAAGCCGUAACAGACCAGCCAGCAUGAAAUAAAUACUACCCAGUGCAUGUGCCAGUCUGUCACACAAAUUUCAUGUUGAUGUGUACUUGCAGAACUGGUCUUUCAAGGUCACAGCAUUGAAGCACAGAAGGGACCAAACUAAAAAGCUUGCUUAGAAAACAAGUUUCAAAUUGCCGUUUUCUGCCACUUAUGUGCUACAGUAUUUGCGCAGUGAUAUUACCCUUGAGUGAGCCAGCUGAACCAGUGUUUGUUGAAAUUCUUCCUAUUGUGGAGACUGUGUGCAGGAUAAAAUCUAGUUACUCUAGUUUAAGCUUGCCAAAAAUGGCAAAUAUGUGCAGUUUGUAAAUUGUUAAUUUCUUUCUUCUCUGUGGUAAACAGUAAUGGGAAGUAACAUCUGUUUGCUCACUUAUGCAAAAUAUGUCCCAUGUAUGUUUCUCAUAUCAUUUUAGAUGUCAAGACUUAUAGCUGUUUGUGCUAUUGUAAUUCUAAUCGCUUAAUUAGCCUUUCUCUUUGUCAUAAAACUAAAUAUACUAGAAAGAUAGAGAUGUCAAACAAUGUGUAUUGUGUAAUUAGGCAUUGUAAAAGUCUAUGUUCUCUGCAUAUACAAGUGUAACAUACUACAUAAUUGGGGAACCUGACAGUGAUGGAAUUUGAGAAGAUGUUUAGUGGUCUGCUUACACUGGUUAGCAUAAAAAUUGUGAUUUAUUGAGAUAUAAAUUUUGCACUCAGUACACCUUGGUCAUUUAAAAUUGUGUUAUAUGUAAUGUGAUUAUGGUGGCUCACUUGCACCCACAGCAUAUACAUUGACCGUUUUGUGUAAGAGUACCCUGAUGCGUGUUUCCUGAAUGAGCUAAAAUCCAUAGUGUCUAGCUCUGUGGGAUCUCAAAAGAACUACAACAGAAACAGACUAUCAAAGUGACUAUCAUCCUAGUACAUGUGAUCAAGACAAAAUGCCCUCAAAAUCCUAGGAUAAGGUGCAGCCUUGUGUAUACACAAGCAAGUGUGGUGUAAUGUUUGGAGCUCAGUUUCGAUGUGUUCCAACAAAAAAAAAAUGGGAGCUGUGUAAACUUUAUUGUUGUGCAGACCUUUAGUGCUAACUGUUCACAUCCCUUGAACAUAACGAUCAUUUAUAGUAUCCCAGAACGGCAGACAGGCCUAGAAAAAAAGUGAUACAAUAGCAGAACACAGUAGGGCAUAAAUAAAUCAUUGAUGUGCCUCGUCGUGUCCAUUCAUUGCAUCCCAAAGUAGACUGCACACACAGUGCACAAAACAACGAAAUUGUUUUUGUUUUUUUCAUUGCUUGCUAUAUCAGUGGCACAUCCUGCUUCUUUUACAAACACUAGAUUUUUAACGUGUAGAGUGGACCCUUAGUUGCCUUGCAUGCUAUGACAUAUAGUUGAUGCAACAUAUACUCCUACAGGAACAGUACAUAAAAAGUGCAGUGACUGCUGCAAUAAAUAUGCACAGACAAAAACGGGUCAAUUUAUGCACAAUUCCUUACUAGUUUUCGGUUGUGUACGAUGGUUGUUCUAUAAGCAACAUAAAAAUGCAACAGAAUCACAUUUUCUGUACAAAAUUGCCUUUUACUUUUCAAUAUGGUCUCCUUGGAGCUCCACACUAUUGGUCCAGUGGCGUUCCAGUUUUUUAUUCUCUUGAAAAAGUAGCCAGUCCCGAGGCCUUGCAGUGACCUCAUCAUCUCAAAAUGUCUUUCCCCCUAGCCAGAUCUUGAGGUUUGGAAAUAGAAAGAAGUUGCAUAGGAGGCAAAUCGGGAGAAAAUGGUGGAUUACAAAGCGAUGUGAACUGGAUUAAUACAAUUUUUUCAUUGCAACUGCAGAGAUGCGAGCCAGGCCAUUGCUUUUAAGAAAGACGGCUUUUUUUUUUUUCUUUCUCAGAUUUCAGCUGAUUUAUUUGCAGCCCUUCAACCAUGCACUUCAGAAGUAUUGCAUGACAUUCUUUGUUGAUCACCUGGCCCUUCUAUAAAUAGUCAAUAAAUCUCUUAAGAAUCGCCCAAAACUGGUUAUCACCUUCCCAGCCGACGAAAUUGGAAUUCGCUUUCGUCACAUACUUUUGUCAGGUGCUGACCACUGUGUGUGUAAUGGUGUUUUCAAGUAUCAUUCAUGGUCGCAUAUUGACACUGAAAGCCUUGAAGAUUAUGCUUAAGCAUUGACUCACGGUGUUUUUAAAUGUCGUCUCACACUCAUUUUUGGUCAAGCUUUGGUCAAUCACCAGGCAAAGUUUUGUCACUUGGUGAUUGAGCUUGCCAUGCGAAAUUGGGGCAAAAACAGAAUGUUGCGUUUUUCUCAUGCAAAUACAGUAUAUAAAUUUCAGAACCUUGUAACAUAGUGCAAACUGCAGGGGAACUGAGCAUUAGCUUUCUGUCCUAGAUACCACUCUUAAUAAGUCUAGUGUAAUUUGUCACCUGGGAUCAUAUGCACAUAUCAUGCCUCCAUCUAAGAAAAUUUGCCAAAAAUUUUUUGCAAUUACAUAUUCUCUAGCACUUAUGGAUUGAAUUACAUGUGCAAACUAUAGCAAAACCUGAUUGAUAUUUUAAGCUUUUAUUUUUAGUUCAGGUGAAAAAUAUCACGCUGCUGUGCUGCAAAUUGCAUGUAAUUUACAGUGAGGAAAGUACCAGAUACUGUAUGCUGUGGCUAAUAGACAACUUUUAUAUAAAGAUGCUGUGUUGGUUGUU
Molecule: messenger RNA, 12554 nt
Organism: Dermacentor silvarum
Lineage: Eukaryota; Metazoa; Arthropoda; Arachnida; Ixodida; Ixodidae
Exons: 10
Coding region: 169-1071 (300 amino acids)
Source: RefSeq, a predicted model, not a curated record